AUGGCUUGCUACGAUGUGUGCUCCCCCUCCGCCUGUGGUGUCUACCGUCCCCAGCCCCUGGCUGACAGUGGGAAUGAGCCAUGUGUCCGUCAGUGCCCUGACUCCACCACUGUGAUCCAGCCACCUCCCGUCGUCGUCACCUUCCCUGGCCCCAUCCUCAGCUCCUUUCCCCAGGGUUCUGUUGUGGGGUCCUCUGGAGCUCCUGUCCUUGGGAGCUCUGGGGGCUCCCUGGGCUAUGGCAGUCUGGGGGGCUAUGGCAGUCUGGGGGGCUAUGGCAGUCUGGGGGGCUAUGGCAGUCUGGGGGGCUAUGGCAGUCUGGGGGGCUAUGGCAGUCUGGGGGGCUAUGGCAGUCUGGGGGGCUAUGGGGGCUCAUCCCUGGGCUGUGGAGGGGGCUCCCUGGGUUACAGGGGUCUGUAUGGCUAUGGUAGAUCUUAUGGUUCUGGCUCUUGCAGCCCUUACUCCUACCGGUACAGCAGGUACCGCCGUGGCAGCUGUGGGCCCUGCUAA
This is a messenger RNA of Chroicocephalus ridibundus (black-headed gull), 507 nucleotides long. Its product is annotated as scale keratin-like. The transcript has a single exon. Gene Ontology annotation, cellular component: intermediate filament. NCBI's taxonomy places the organism in Eukaryota, Metazoa, Chordata, Aves, Charadriiformes, Laridae. Gene Ontology annotation, molecular function: structural constituent of cytoskeleton. The record is from RefSeq and is a predicted model, not a curated record. Bases 1 to 507 code for a protein of 168 amino acids.